Messenger RNA from Zalophus californianus (California sea lion), 527 nucleotides. Its product is annotated as ubiquitin-conjugating enzyme E2 variant 1-like. The record is from RefSeq and is a predicted model, not a curated record. NCBI's taxonomy places the organism in Eukaryota, Metazoa, Chordata, Mammalia, Carnivora, Otariidae. Gene Ontology annotation, cellular component: nucleus. The transcript has a single exon. The annotation marks the transcript as partial. Gene Ontology annotation, biological process: DNA damage tolerance; protein K63-linked ubiquitination.
ACCUACAAAGCCGGGUCCGAUCAUUCCUGUUUUGCAAGUGAGGAAUACAGGGCUCAGAAAGGGAAGAAGGGGCCAGCCUUGAGUGACAGUGAUGCAAGAUGGCAGCCACCACGGGCUCGGACAAUUUAUGAAAACCGAAUAUGCAGCCAUAAAAUAGAAUGUGGACCUAAAUACCCAGAAGCACCCCCCUUUGUAAGAUUUGUAACAAAAAUUAAUAUGAAUGGAGUUAAUAGUUCUAAUGGAGUGGUGGACCCAAGAGCCAUAUCAGUGCUAGCAAAAUGGCAGAACUCAUAUAGCAUCAAAGUUGUCCUGCAAGAGCUCCAGCGCCUAAUGAUGUCUAAAGAAAACAUGAAACUCCCUCAGCUGCCCGAAGGACCGUGUUACAGCAAUUAAUCAAAAAGAGAAACCACAGGGGCGCCUGGGUGGCUCCGUGGUUAAGCGUCUGCCUUCGGCUCAGGUCAUGAUCCCGGGGUCCUGGGAUCGAGCCCCGCAUCAGGCUCCCUGCUCUGCGGGAAGCCUGCUUCUCC